Molecule: messenger RNA, 3889 nt
Organism: Papaver somniferum (opium poppy)
Lineage: Eukaryota; Viridiplantae; Streptophyta; Magnoliopsida; Ranunculales; Papaveraceae
Product: calcium-transporting ATPase 12, plasma membrane-type-like
Exons: 1
Coding region: 110-3616 (1168 amino acids)
Cellular component (GO): intracellular membrane-bounded organelle
Molecular function (GO): nucleotide binding; P-type calcium transporter activity
Source: RefSeq, a predicted model, not a curated record
UCAUCAAAAGAAAGCAAACCAACUCUCUAAACUAGUAGAGAAUCUUUCCUCUUCUUAGUUGCACCUUCCUUCACUAUACCAAAAUUUCAAAUAUUUUCCUGGCAGUUACAUGGUCACCACCACUACCAUUUCCAUUCCAACCGCCGCCACCAUAACCACUACUUCUGAUCGUACUGAUGAUUUCGAGUCUCUCCUUCGAUUUGAAAUUCUUCCUCACAAUCAUACAUAUUCGUCUUCAUCCCAACCUAAGACUCAAUAUGCCUGGGACCGAAUUUCCGGGAAAAUUUAUAUCGAUGGAGUUCUUGCUAAGAUGAAGCAAAUCCACACGCCACCAACUUCAGUUGCUACGGGUUCAUCAUCACCUCAAUAUCAUGGUCAUGACCAAUGCUCUGUUACAGAAGCACAACAACAAGAAGUUGGUCCCAUUAACGUUGCCGAUUUCUCUUGUGCUUAUGUUUCUAAUGCUGUUGCUGAUGCGCAAGCCGCUUCUUCUCAACUAAACAUGGAUAACAGAACUGAUGAAAGUGAACAGCUGAUAGACACUCACCUUCAGGCAGAUGACAACACUCCAGUGAUACUAGCUGCCUCCAGCGUUGUUACUUCUGAUGCAUUUGCUUCUCAAAACUCGGAAAUCAUUGCUAUCGAUACUGAUCACCAUCACAAUAACAUGGAACAGAACGUUGUUCAUGUUGACGACGAUCAAUCAGUGGUGGCACCAUUAAUAACCAGCACCCUUAUCAGCAAGGAAAUUCUAUCUAGUAUUGUCAAGGAUAGGAACUUCCGCGUCCUCCGUGAUCUCGGUGGACUUGAAGGAGUUGCAGCCAAACUUGAUACAAAUUUGGACCACGGAAUUUGUAUUAGUACUGAAGAUCUUCGUAAUAGGAAAAACAGAUACGGUUCAAAUAUCUAUGGGGAAGAGCUACUAAAUACUUCCAGAAGCUUCUUCAACAUUGUACUCAAGCCGACCUUGGUGAACUGGAAUAUUUUCCUUCUUUUGUGUGUUGCAUCCUUGUCUCUUGGGUCUGGAAUCAAGGAAGAUCCAAGGGUAAAUAACCUUGGUUGGUUCGACGGCACAGCAAUAUUUGUGGCCAUCUUCUUGCUGGUAGCAAUACCUGCAUACAGAAACUACAAGGCUUUCCGCAAAUCACAAGACAUACUAAAUUACAUCGAAGUUCUGAGAUGUUUAAAGCGGCAACUGAUUGCUGUUUCCGAAAUCGUGGUAGGUGAUGUGGUGUUCCUGAAAACUGAAGACUGGGUUCCAGCUGAUGGACUGUUCAUAGAUGGUAACAAGUUAAAACUGGACGACGAUGACUCUAGAUAUAUCGACCGUGUUGAGAACCCAUUUCUGUGUUACGGUGCUAAGGUGAUCGAGGGAUCUGGUCACAUGCUUGUUACAUCUGUGGGAAACAACACAUCACUUGGGGAGAUGAUGAUGAGCACAACAACAAAUGAUUGUGACCUGAAAGAGCAAUCACCAUUUCAAGUUAAAUUAGACAAGUUGAGCUCGGCUGUUCAAAAUAUCAGCAUGAUCCUGACUAUCUUCAUCCUUGGAGUAGCGCUCUUGAUGAAAUUGUUUCUAAGAAAAAGAAAUGGGAAGGUUGGUUCCUCUAACCAAAUAAAUAAAAAAUCUGAAAUCCAGGAGUUGACGCGGUCUGUAGAAAAAAUGCUCUCAAAGCGAAGAAGUAUUGGCCGCAGUCUUAAAACUAUGCUUUCGUUGUUGCUAGUUGGAAUACAAGAGGGGUUGCCCUUGAUUUUCACUCUUUUCUUCUUCUUCUGGAAUGAGAAAAUGAAGAAAAACUAUCAAGUCCUAAUUCGCAGACCAUGUCUUGAUGUUAAAAUGGGCUCAGUUACAACUCUAAUUUGCACGAUUGAAGGGCUAAUAACAUCAAAUCAGAUGGAGGUUAGCGUGUUCUACAUAGGCGACCAAGAAGCUAAGCGUGGAGAUGACAUACAGACGUUUGUCACAUCCAAAGACGUUAUUGAAGCCAUCCAUGAUGGAAUAGUUUCUACACUACCUCAAGUACACAUGUUUGAUCAGAAUCUUGCUAGCUCUAUUGAAGACCCACUCCUUCAUUGGCCUGAACUGAAGUUGAGAAUGAAUGAGAUAGAGGUCGAGAGAGGAAGGAGAAAGGUUCUAGCAGCGAAAUCCUUUUGCUUUGGAAAAAGACUAAGUGCUUUUUUGUUGAAGAAGGAUAAUGAUGCAGAGGAAACUAUCCAUCUUCACUGGAAAGGAACUGCUGAGACCAUAUUGGCCAUGUGCUCCACGUGCUAUGAUAAUGGUGGGAUUGUACACCCAAUGGAUGACGAAAAACGAGCUGCAUUUACCCAGCGCAUUGAAAGUAUAGAUACCAAAGGUCUGGAACCCAUUGCAUUUGCUUGUAGACGAAUUGAUAUAGAUGGCAAUGAUGAUGAGGUUGUGGAUUAUAGUGGCUUCCUUUAUGAAGAUGGAUUGACAUGGGUGGGGUUGUUGGGUCUGAAGUACUCUCAUUGUUCAGAUGAAAAAAGCGACGCAGUGGCUGAAUUUCUGAAGGCUGGAGUCAGUAUCAAAUUAGUUUCCUCCCAGAGACUGUCUGUGCUGAAAACUAUAGCCAUGGAGUCUGGUAUCCUUCCGGUGACUGAUCUUGAAGCGGCAAAUUCCAUGAUAGAAGGUGAAGAAUUCAGGAAUCUUUCCAAUGCAGACAGAUUCAAUAUUGUGGAUCAAAUAGUUGUUAUGGGAAGCUCGCUGCCUUCAGACAAACUCCUUUUUGUACAAUGCUUGAAAAAAGAAGGUGAAAUUGUUGCGGUCACUGGAACCACGUUGAGCGAUAGUCCUUCACUAAAAGCAGCUGAUGUAGGGAUCUUGAUGGGCAAAAGGAAUAUCAACUCUGAAAUGGCGAAAGAGAAUUCAGGUAUUGUCAUCUUAGAUAGUGGUAAAUAUUUUAACUCCAUUAAAACUAUCUUGCUAUUUGGCAGAUGUAAUUACCAAAACAUCCGAAAAUUCACCCAGUUCCAGCUUAUCUUCAUAGGUUCUAGCCUAGUAAUAAACUUGGUCACAACAAUAUCAACAGGCGACAGCCCAUUUCCAUCACUUCAGUUACUUUUGGUGAACCUGAUAGUGAGCAGUCUAGCUGCAUUUGCUAUGCUGACAAUUCCACCAAAAACCGAAGAACUAUUGGAGAUGAAACCAAUAAAACACUCUGAUGAACCCCUUAUUUCAAAACCUAUGUGGAGGAACAUACUUGUUCAUGUUUGCUAUCAAGCAGUGGUUUUGCUAAGUUUUCAGUUCAUCAAGACAGGGUUAAGUGAUAGUGUAAAGAGCGCCAUAAUUUUCAACGGGUUCGUUCUUUACAACAUUUUGAAUCAACUCAGUGCAAGAGACAUUGAGAAGAAGAACGUGUUCAAGGGAUUAUCCUGUUUUUUUGAAGGAAAAACGUAUCGGUUUCUAGUGGCUGUGGGAGUUCCAAUUUUCUUGCUAGUGGUAGUGAUGGAGUUUGCUGCAAAGUAUACAGAUGUUGCAAAACUGACGCUGUUUCAGUGGGUUAUUUGUUUUGUAUUUGCAUUCACUUCGCUUCCUGUGGAUUGUAUUGGGAAGUACUUGUUACCAUCAGCAUGUUUCUUCACAAACAUAGGAAAUUAGGGUCUCCUUGCAGCCCCCCAAGCCAUGCAUCCCCUGUGUAUAUGCACCUUCUAGAUGUGUCAACAUUUGUAUCAUGAAGUAUAAUAAUGUUCAUGCAUAUCCAAAAUAAGAAAUGUAUAUAGGUAUAUGACAUGAUGUUACAAUGUAUAUUAGUCCAUAUAUACAUACUACAUUCACAGAAAUUGGAAUGUGAUGUUACAUGCAUUGCUGAUCAUGGUAGUAAAGUGAAGAUGCGCAGUAAUGCUUGUAAUUGUUAUGAUAAUGUACAUAUAA